CCAUCCAUUUCACUUCCGUGUUAGAGUCAGAGACUGUUGAACACUAUACACAUCCCCCGUGUAUCAUUCUGUUGUUUUGGCCGACGAGCUGAAUUAAGGCGUUGUCUCCUAACCUGUUCAUCUGACCAAAAAUGUCGGGUGGAGCUAGUUUUAAAAGUCCCACAGGGACCCCAGCUGUUAUCAUUGACAAUGGUACAGGCUACACAAAAAUGGGAUUUGCUGGUAAUACAGAACCACAAUGGAUCAUUCCAUCAGCCAUUGGUGUGAAAGAGUCGGCCACAGUUGGUGACCGUUCCAUCCAGAGGCUUGGCAAGGGAGUAGAGGACCUUGAUUUCUACAUUGGUGAUGAAGCUCUAAACGCCCCGUCUUACUCUGUGAAGUGGCCCAUUCGACAUGGCGUGGUGGAAGACUGGGAUCUCAUGGAGAGAUUCAUGGAACAAGCAAUCUUCAAAUAUUUACGGUCAGAGCCAGAAGACCAUUUCUUCCUCCUUACGGAACCACCCCUUAACACUCCAGAAAACAGAGAAUAUACAGCAGAAAUUAUGUUUGAGUCUUUCAAUGUGCCCGGUUUAUAUAUUGCUGUACAGGCUGUGUUAGCUCUAGCUGCAUCUUGGACGUCUCGACAAGUAGGGGAGAGAACUCUAACAGGAACUGUGAUUGACUCGGGAGACGGUGUUACACACGUUAUACCAGUGGCAGAAGGCUAUGUGAUCGGUAGCUGUAUCAAACACAUCCCCAUCGCUGGACGGGACAUCACAUACUUUAUACAACAACUGCUGAGAGAGAGAGAAGUGGGCAUCCCACCAGAACAGUCCUUAGAAACGGCAAAAGCAAUAAAGGAGAAAUAUUCCUACGUUUGUCCAGACAUUGCUAAGGAGUUUGCUAAGUAUGACAAAGACCCUAGCAAGUGGAUGAAACGACACGAAAGCAUCAACAGCAUCACGAAGCAGAUAUUUGGCGUGGACGUCGGAUAUGAAAGAUUCCUCGGACCAGAAAUUUUCUUCCAUCCAGAGUUUUCCAAUCCAGAUUUCAUCACACCUAUCUCAGAGGUGGUUGAUACAGUGAUCCAGCACUGCCCCAUAGAUGUUCGGAGGGGUUUGUAUAAGAAUAUUGUCCUUUCUGGAGGCUCAACUAUGUUCAAAGACUUCGGUAAAAAGUUACAACGAGACGUGAAGCGAGUUGUGGACCACAGAUUAAAGAUUAGCGAGGAACUUAGCGGAGGGCGGAUAAAGCCCAAACCAAUCAAUGUACAAGUCGUGACUCACCAUAUGCAGAGAUAUGCAGUAUGGUUUGGUGGAAGUAUGCUAGCCUCAACUCCUGAAUUUUACCAAGUGUGCCACACAAAAGCCGACUAUGAUGAAUAUGGCCCAAGCAUAUGCAGACACAACCCAGUAUUCGGGACAAUGUCCUAACCAUAUCUGCCUCCUAGGAACAAAUUUAACACAACUCAUAGACUACAACAAUUUGCAUGCCAGCCUGGACCAAUCAACCAAAUUGUUGGGGAAUUUCGAGAGAUAUCUGACAUCCAUUUUGACUACUGCUGCUCCGGGUUGAUACCUUUUGCAGAGAACCCUGAGAAAACAUUUUCUUGUAAAUCAAUAUUUUAGUGAAUCGUAAAACUGUGAUAUAUUAACGUACAUCUUGUUGAAAAAUAAAAAAAGUCUGGAAGAGGUAUACCAAGUAUACAUUUUUGAAAUUAUAUACAGCUAAACUUUAAGUUGACGCAGGUAUUCAAACAGUAUCUGGACAAAUUUUACAUGUUCAGUUCUUUUAAACCAGUUAUUUAACAGAAUUUUUGGAUUAAAAAAACUUCAAAUAAUGUCUCAUUUUCUACUCCAGUCUUUAGCUUUGUUCACAGGAAAGAAUUUAAGAGAGGAUAGUAUUGUCGAAGUACAUUUAUACUGUAAAUGCUAUGAUUCAUAUGCAUGGCUUUUUAAUCAAGAUAUUUCAUGUGUUCUCAAAUUUACUGUCUAAGCAAAUUGUGGGCAUUGAAAACUGAUAAACUUUAUCAUAAUUUCAAUAUCACAUAUUAAGUAUAGAUAAGUUUAUGACAUGUUUUAUCAGGUCAAAGAUAUGAUAAAUCUGUGAUUGAUUUUGGUGCAUUUCCCCACUACUUGAUAUUUUGUAACGGAAUACAGCUGGUUACAGAUUCCGUAACCCUUCAGUCGUGUCCGUGUAGAUUUUCAGUAACAGAAAUGGGUUUCUUUUCUAGAUUUUACUAAUUGUGUAAUACGAUUAAACAUUAAAGUCUGGUAUGGGGAGUUUAAAUAUUGAGAUAGGCUCAGAACAAUUAACAAAGGGUUUGCUUGCCUUAACUACUGACUGGUGUUGAAAGAUUCCCCUGUUCAUGUGAUAAUGUUUAUGUUUGUGUUCUCCUUUGCCAAACAAUCAGGCCUAGCAUUGCCCUGUUAUUAAAAAUUGAAAUCAGUUUUCUUUUAAAAUAUUUAUAUUUUUCAAAAUUAAUCUGAAAACUAGUAUCUUUUAAUCAUGAUAACUUGCUAAUAUUUAUUUCGGUUUGAAAGGUUUGUAAUCGGUAAAUAGAUAAGGAUAACAUUUUUCAUAAUUUUGAAGUGAUUUACAGGAUUUUAGGUUUUAUUUGAAUAUGUAUAUAUUUUUUUCUGAAUUAUUUCACAAAUUUAAUUUAAUUCAACAGACUGAUAAAGGUUUUCAGUGUUUAAAUUCUUAGUGCUUUCUUAAAUAAAUCUAUGAUAUUCAUUGCUUUUCAGAAUAGCCUUGAAUUCCCUUCUGUUGCAAUAUAUGGCGAAAUACUAUUAAAGAUAUUAGCAUUAAUCUCGCAUGAAUUGUGUUUUAUGUUCAGUUCGAGAUUAGAUAACUUUGAAUAUGAUGAUGAUGAUACAUUCUGGUAUAUCCAAUCUAAACGUAGAACUGAGAUUUUAGAUUUGUAAUAUUUUGUUUGAGGUAUUUUCUGGAUGUAUGAGUUAAUGGGUUAGAUGUACUGAUAUUGUUAGCUAUAUAGUAUGAUACUUUUUUAAUAACAAGUAAAUACUGGUGGGGUUGGAAAGUGUUGUAUACAAAUUUCCAAAAUUACAACAUUCCAGACUCUUGUGCCAUUGGGAAUUAGAAUAGUGCUGGUACUUAGGAGUUCUUCAGAUUUAUGUCCAUGUAAUGAUCGACACUUAGGAUUUAUUAUAAACAUAAUUAGGACGUAUUGUGUAGGUAGGGGCUCACAAGUCGGGAUAUUGUCAGAUGUAAUUUACAACUACAGGCCAGGAUAGGUUAUGACACAUGAAAAUACAUGAUUUUCUCAACACCUGUGGGCUGGUUCCCAUUUUAGUUCAAGCUUCCCAUGAGUUGAACAAUCAAUGACAACAAAAAACAGAAAUGGAAGGAUUGUAGUCAGGCAUUCUUAACUAUAUUUUUCUGUUAUUAUAAAUUUGUUCCUUGCAAUCGUGUAGUCCUGAGUUUCCAUUAUCAGUAACUAUUUUCCAUUCAGUUUUUUGUCGGGAAGCUGUUUAAAACGUUUCCUGACUAGUGUAAGGUAGGCAGUAACAUGGAAAGGACAUAUCCACAUUGCCAAUAUUACACCAUCAGGUUCCUAUCAAACCUACCUUACAGAUAAUAUAUUUUAUUUCAUAUCAUAUUUAUGUUUAAUAUUGCCUAUAUUUUUUUAUCGCAAAAAUUCCUGUUAUUAUGCAGUCACGCCCACAUUAGUCGUCAUCGCAGCUGUAGAAGUUACACUCACUUACCGGUACUUGCCAGAGAAUGUAAGAAAGUGUAACUCACUGACUUUUGAGGAUGACACUAGUAUGUCCUAUUACAAAACGUAUAACCUUUGUAAUACGACCUAUUCAAAUUGUGAUGUCAUGUGUAGGAUCAAGAUGAUAUCUAAAAUUGAGAAGAAGAAAAAUUUGCAUUUUUGCAAAAUAUGUGAUUAAAUUAUCUUAAAACUCGUUAUUAUUUUAUAUGAGACCAAUAAAUCUCUUCUGAAAGCUUUCAUUUUAGGUAGACGUCCCUCAUAAAAUGAAAACUUCCAGAAUCUCAAAUAAAAAUAAUAUCAAACUUGGGGUAAUAAAUGCUAGGAAAUGUAGUGGCUAUGUAUUUCUUCCGCUUGUUAUUAUGUUUGUAUUUUAUAUUCAUGAAAAGGAUCAGCUUGUUAAGGAUGUAAUAAAUCUUUGUACCGAUAUUAUUGUAGGGAAUUGCAUUACGAAAAUUAAAUGCUUUUCACAUUUUCACACAAAACCAUAUUCUAUGAAAGUAGUAAUAUUUAUAAUAACAUAUGAUUACAAAUAUUAAGUUUGAUAUAUAUUGGUAUAGGUAACUUUUAUUGUUACCUAUUAGAUAUUGGAGAUGUUGCAAAACCUGAUUUUGGACUGUUCCAGAAUUAUCAGUAAGGGAGGGGUACAAGGCACUUUUUCUUGGUCCAACCACAAAUAAAAUUUUAAAAGUGAUCGUAAGCAAUGGUAGGCAGAUCAUCAUAACAUUUCAAUACAGGUGCUCCCACCUCCCCCCUACAAUAAACAAUGGAACAACCUUUAGGUUAUCUUGCAUAGCUGGUGAAAAUGAAUGUCUAAUGUAUUCUUUGGCCUCAUUUCAACAGAAAAAAACCUGUAUCAACCUUGUACAGUUAUGUAAGGACUGAAGAAAUUAAAUGUAACAAUUCUUCGUUUGGUUCGUUCCUGCCUUUUCACUCUUUGGCGAGGGUGCAAUUUCAUAUAAAGAAUUUAAUGUUUGAAUUAAAAUAUAUUGACUAAUGAAGAGAAAAAUUGCUAAUGAGAGGGUGUAUUAAAAAAAUGCUGAAAAAGUUUUGAAAUUAGCACAGGCAAAACAAUUUUUAAAAGAAAAUUGUAGUUUACAGGAAAGAAAGUGCUGCUUUCCUAUAUCACCAUGCUAUAUUGAUAUUAGAACAAAAAUGGUACACAGUGCUGUGUCAUUAUUUACAAGGUAUUCAUUCUGCUGUAUGUUGUUGUUUAUUUUUUCUAAAUUAUGAAAUAUGGCGAAUAUGUUCUAAUUAUUAUGAUUAAGGAAAUUAAUGUAGAACUUUCCCCUUUUGUUUUACAAAUCAAUGUGGUAACUUGAAUCUAGAACACUUUAAAAUACGUAAAAAUUGUAUACAGUAUAGUUUAUAUAAUAUAUGGACAACAAUAUUUACAGGAGAUAUUUUACAUGUAUAGUUUACCUACAUUUUUUGUUUACACAUUACAAAGUAGUAAACUUUUAUCACAGAACAUGGGGAAAUCUGCUAAUAUUUAUACUGUAUAAAAAAUAAAGUUUUGUUCUUCAGCUGGAACAUUGUAAGUAUACUGUACAAACUACCUUGGUAACAUUUGAUACAAAAUGAUAUGUAAAUAAAUGAAAUAAUAACAAAAA
Messenger RNA from Mizuhopecten yessoensis (Yesso scallop), 5328 nucleotides. RefSeq names its product actin-related protein 3. The transcript is spliced from 11 exons. Bases 132 to 1412 code for a protein of 426 amino acids. Gene Ontology annotation, biological process: Arp2/3 complex-mediated actin nucleation. Gene Ontology annotation, molecular function: actin filament binding. The record is from RefSeq and is a predicted model, not a curated record. Lineage: Eukaryota; Metazoa; Mollusca; Bivalvia; Pectinida; Pectinidae. Gene Ontology annotation, cellular component: actin cortical patch; Arp2/3 protein complex.